Molecule: messenger RNA, 489 nt
Organism: Eruca vesicaria subsp. sativa (arugula)
Lineage: Eukaryota; Viridiplantae; Streptophyta; Magnoliopsida; Brassicales; Brassicaceae
Source: the annotation of a GenBank genome assembly
AUGGGCAGAAGAAAAGUAACACACCAGCUGAUUUCUGACAACUCCACUCGCCGAGUUACGUUCAGAAAACGCAAACAUGGUCUCUUGAAGAAGCUCAAUGAAUUAACCAUUCUUUGUGGCUUACGCGCUUGCGCCAUCAUCUACAGCGUGUACGAGGAAGGUCCCGAGGUCUGGCCAAACCGCAAAGAGGUUCGUGUUCUUCUCAAAAAGUUAAGGGCACUUCCGGAAAAGAAGCAGACCAAGUUCAUGAUGGACCAGAAAGAUUUGAUGACAAGAAUGAUCCAAGACGCAAAGAAGAAGUUGGAGAAAGAGCAGAUGCAUAGCCGUGCGAUGGAACUUGGGUUGAUAGCUUCGUCUACUGACAUGCACGAUGCUGAUUAUUCGGAGGAUCUGAUCAAAGCAGCCGAUGUGGUUGAGAAGAAGAUCAAAGUCAUCAGAGAAAGAAUUAAGGCUGUAGAAUCAGGAUCAGCCAUCGCCAUGAUAGAGUAG